This is a messenger RNA of Meyerozyma guilliermondii ATCC 6260, 459 nucleotides long. RefSeq lists its product as uncharacterized. Bases 1 to 459 code for a protein of 152 amino acids. NCBI's taxonomy places the organism in Eukaryota, Fungi, Ascomycota, Pichiomycetes, Serinales, Debaryomycetaceae. The transcript has a single exon. The record is from RefSeq and is a predicted model, not a curated record.
AUGAUAUCCAAUAGAAUAGAUUUGGGCCCUGAGGAGCCCAAAGAAACAUUAGUCAACUUUCCCCAGUCCAUAAUGAGUGGCGUGACCAAAGAGGGAGGCUUGGUCUCUCUCACAUUCAAGUCUAUCAAAACAGCUGAUUUGGUUGAGAAUUUGGAUAUGAUGCGCCAAUCGCUAAUACGGCCCACUGACGAGUUUUUGCCCACGAGAAUAUCCAGCGAUGAAUUUGACCCAGAGCAAGUAACACUGAGGAUAACUAAGGCGGCUCAACCUAUCGAAUACGUUCUGGAAACCAACGAAAUAUCAUCUUUGCAUCAAAAAUUACAGAAUAACGACGCCGAUGUAGGCGAAUUGUUAACUAAAAAGGUCGAAAACAAUAGCUCCAAACUGCUUGUCGUGGCAGAGACUAAGGUAAUGUCGGUGAAUUACAACAUAAAAGUUGAGGUUGCCCCAGACCAGUGA